GUAAUCUCUAUAUCAAAAAAUUGUGUUUUUUUGCUGGAAAUGGCAUGCGCCCGGAAAUUUUUGUUUCGCGUUCUCCAAAAUAAUAACCUAGCCUUUAAACGGAGCAUUGCCAUGUCGCAGACACGUCGCGCCGCCGAGGAGGCCGUGGAAAAGCUGAAGGAGUCCAAUCCCUACUACUGGAAGUACGCGGAGAAGAUUGCCAAGAUACAGCAGACAUCCGCCGAGGAGUUUCUCGAUCGUGUUGAGCGCGUGGUGAAUCCUAUUAAAGAUGGACAAAGCCAGGCCAGGUCCUAUUCCGAGCUGCUAAACCCCAAGCAGGAGCUGGCCAAGAAGCAAGAGGCUGCCGAGCUGCCGCACAAGAAGCUGUCGGACAUCAUGAAGCUGGAGCUGCUGGCUGACAAGAGCGCCGAGGAUUUGUCGCAGAUCUGGAUCGAGUACCACAAGACCAAGGAGGUGCUGGCGGCCACCCUGACCACUGCCCAAUACGACACCUUGAUGGGCCGCGCCAAGGAGCAUCCCAUUUUCCUGCUGCCACUGCCGCGCAGCGAGGGCUUCGAAUUUUUCCUGCUGCAGUUUGCAGCCAACACGGUCCACUUCACGCCGUUGCUCGCGUACCAGGUGCACCACGAGAAUGCACCCGAGUGCCUCACCGUUGUGCACUACACUGAGGUGCAGGACAAGGGCGUGGUGCUGAUGCGCGGCGAGUACGACUCGAAGGUGCUGACUGCCCAGGAGGCCCAGUGCCUGGCGAACGAGCUGCAGAUGUUCUACUACAAGACGGACGAGAGCAAGAUGAAGCUCCUGGAGACGUUCACCAAGCGCCCCGAUGAGUUCAAGCACACGGAUCUCAUCAAGGAGGUGGAGAACAUUCAGCUGGCAUAGACACAUUGACAAACUAAUCAAAA
Molecule: messenger RNA, 905 nt
Organism: Drosophila subobscura
Lineage: Eukaryota; Metazoa; Arthropoda; Insecta; Diptera; Drosophilidae
Product: ATP synthase mitochondrial F1 complex assembly factor 1
Exons: 2
Coding region: 40-882 (280 amino acids)
Biological process (GO): mitochondrial proton-transporting ATP synthase complex assembly
Cellular component (GO): mitochondrion
Source: RefSeq, a predicted model, not a curated record